AUGGCCACCACCAGAGAGCGACGCAUUGCGAAGGAGUUGGCAGACAUCCACAAUGACAAGGACAACUCGGGUGUAGUCGCCUAUCCAGUCGAUCCGUCUAACCUGACACACCUCAAGGGCACUUUCCCCGGUCCUCCAGACACACCUUAUGCCGGGGGAACGUUCCAAAUCGACAUCAUCAUUCCUGAAAUGUACCCAUUUAAGUCGCCCAUCAUGAAAUUCGAUACCAAGAUCUGGCAUCCCAAUGUCAGCAGCGUCACGGGUGCAAUCUGCCUCGAUACUCUAGGUUCUGGUUGGUCCCCAGUUGGGACAAUCAAAAUGGCACUUAUCUCGCUGCGCAUGCUGCUCGAGUCGCCGAACCCCAAAGACCCCCAGGAUGCCGAAGUGGCCAAGAUGAUGCUCGAACGCCCAGAUGAGUUUGCCCGCAAGGCUCACGAGUGGGCUGUUCAGUAUGCCGGUGCCCCCAGGAGAGAUUACAUCCCCCAUAACUAUAAGGCAUUGGCCAAGCCUCAGGUGACAAAUGACUUGUCAAGGUACAAAGGCUACAAUAAAGAUCUCGUGGAUAGGUUUGUCAACAUGGGUUUUGACGUCGACGCUGUGGUCGAGGCGUUCAUCUAUGUGGGUAUCGACCGCAAUGGAGGUGAAGACUACGAGUUGGAAGAGGCAUAUAUGGGCGAUAUCACUGCCCGGCUUCUCGGCGAACAGUGA
Molecule: messenger RNA, 708 nt
Organism: Thermochaetoides thermophila DSM 1495
Lineage: Eukaryota; Fungi; Ascomycota; Sordariomycetes; Sordariales; Chaetomiaceae
Product: putative ubiquitin carrier protein
Exons: 3
Coding region: 1-708 (235 amino acids)
Molecular function (GO): protein binding
Source: RefSeq, a predicted model, not a curated record